Molecule: messenger RNA, 696 nt
Organism: Akanthomyces muscarius
Lineage: Eukaryota; Fungi; Ascomycota; Sordariomycetes; Hypocreales; Cordycipitaceae
Exons: 1
Coding region: 1-696 (231 amino acids)
Source: RefSeq, a predicted model, not a curated record
AUGACUGUCGGUAAACCAAAGCGAGAAGACAUUGAGCACCACAUCCACGUGUGGGCCGCCAUUCGUGAAUAUGUCGUUGAGAUUCUGCCAACCGGUCUUCCCGCCGUUCUACGCACCGACAUGCCCGCCGGGACAUGGGAGUACGUUGGCUUUGAGCCCACCAAGUCCGAAUUCGACGCAGCUGCCGCUAUCGCCCUGCAAGACAGCAAGCGCUUCCUCACCGUCAUUGCCGACGACAUGACGGAGUACCGGGAGAUGGCCACGGCGCACGGCUUUGACAUUCUCGCGCAGGAGGCGCUCAUGAUGCUAGACUUGGGCAGCUUACCAGCGCAGUCGGAUAAGACGGCGUCCUUUGUCAAGGAGAUUGAGACGACGCAGACGGGUAUCGCCACGCGCUGCCGGCUCAAGGUGACCUCGUCAGAGGAGGAAGGCAGCAAGCCUGCUGCAGGGGGACAGGUCGGUAUUCACAAGGACAUGGCUGUCUUUGACAGAAUCAAGACAGAAGAGGACAUGCGACGGAGAGGCUUGGGAACGCUGGUGAUGCAGGCCUUGGGCGCUGAGGCGCAUGCGCACGGCGCAAAGACGGGCUGGCUGAUUGGCACGCCAGAUGGGCAGAAAAUGUAUCAUCAGCUGGGAUGGAAGCACGCCUACUGGGUUCUGGUUCUGGGCAAUAAAGAUAUCACCAAAAACCCAUAA